AUGACAUUUCAGAGGAAUAUUAUAACUGAUUACAAGAAAUAUGAGGAACCAUCGAAGAUCUAUCUUGGAGAUAAUAGAGUCGUCAAAGCAUAUGGCGAAGGAAAAGUGAAUCUUGAAUGUAAUGAUGGUGCAGACAACAUUACUUUAAAUUUACAUAAAAUAUUAUUUGUCCCAGAAAUUAAGAAGAAUCUACUAUCAGUACCAGCGAUGACCCAAAUGGAAGCUGAGGUUAUAUUCGACGAUGAAAAAUGUUAUAUAAUCAAGAAUGGGAAGACAAUCAACAUUGGACAUUUGCUCAAAAGCAAGUUAUAUGUUGUAAACACUCAACCAGACUAUGUUAACAUUACAACAACAAAAGUUCCAACACUAAGGGAAUGGCAUUGUAGAUAUGGGCACUUAAACUUUGGAUAUAUCAAUAAAUUGGCACAAGGAAACUUAGUAACUGGUAUGAAAUAUACUAAGGGUGAAACCAGUCAAGAAUGUGAAGCAUGCACAAGAGCAAAGAUGCAUCAAAUACCUGUCCCAAAACAAAGCUCUAAUAGAACGACUCAACUGCUGGAAUUAAUUCACAGUGAUGUAUGCGGACCAAUGAACACUGACUCCAUUGGUGGAAGUAAGUACAUUUUAACAUUUACUGAUGAUUACACUAGAUAUGUAACAGUUUAUUUUCUGAAAAAUAAGUCAGAGGUUUAUGAGAAAUUCCAAGAAUAUGUUAGCAUGGUUGAAAACUUUACUGGGUUGAAAGUAAAAACAUUGCGAACAGACAAUGGUGGAGAAUAUGUUUCUAAUGAUUUCUCCAAAUAUUGUGUAAAUAAAGGAAUUGUACAUCAGUACAGUAAUCCUUACACUCCACAGCAAAAUGGUGUUUCGGAAAGAUUAAAUCGAACACUCAUGGAAUCUGCCAAGUCCAUGAUAUUUCAUGCGAACAUGCCGAUCAACUUUUGGGCAGAAGCUGUCAACACAGCUGUGUACUUACACAAUAGAAGUCCCACUACAUCCCUAAAUAUGAAAACACCUUAUGAACUCUGGUUCAGUAAAAAGCCAGAUGUGUCAAACCUGAAAGUAUUUGGAUCAGUUUGUUUCAUCCAUAUACCCAGCAAUCUACGACGAAAGCUUGACCCUAGAUCGCGAAAAGCUGUAUUUAUUGGGUAUCCACUCGACACAAAGGGUUAUAAACUAUAUGAUAUAGAAUCAAAGAAUUUCGUGCAAAGUAAAGAUGUAGUAUUCUAUGAAAACAAGUUUCAUGAUUUUAAAGUAGUCACUAAAGAGUUAAUCAUACGAGAAGAUGUUCCAGAAGAGAAAUUAAGUGUUGAUCAUGAACAACACCAUGAUGCUGAAGAUCAAGUCCCUGUACCGACUGUACCUGACAUUGAGGACAAAGAAAAUUUGCCAGCAGUGGGAGAAUCAUACGAAGAAAGUUUCAUGAAGCAAGUAGAAAAUCUCGAGACAAAGAGACAGAGAAAAGCACCAAAGAAAUUUAGUCCAGACGAGUGCAAUAUUACUGAAUCCUUGACCGCAGAAAACGAAAAGCCACAAUCAAUAAGUGAAGCCUUGAACGAUGCAAAUGCAAGUAAAUGGAAACAAGCAUUAAAAGAAGAAUACAAUUCACUAAUUAGUAAUGAAACAUGGGAAUUGGUACCACCACCGGAAGGGUGUAAUGUCAUUGGAUCGAAAUGGGUGAUGAAAAUCAAGCGUGAUGCAGAUGGGAAUGUUGACCGACAUAAAGCACGACUUGUUGCUCAGGGAUAUUCACAGACACCCGGAAUCGAUUACGAGGAAGUCUUUUCACCUGUUGCAAGACAUUCCAGUAUAAGAACGCUAUUAGCUUUGGCAAACAAGCACAACGAAAUUCAUCAGAUGGAUGUCAAGACAGCAUUUUUAAAUGGCUACAUAGAACAUGAUAUCUACAUGUCCCAACCGGACGGAUUCGUUGACCAAGAACAUCCAGAAUACGUUUGCAAGCUUAAGAAGAGCUUAUACGGACUUAAGCAAUCAGCGAGGUGUUGGAGCCAAACACUCAAUAGUUUUCUGACGAAAAACGGUUAUAGAAAGAGCAAUGCAGAUAAUUGCAUUUAUGUGAAAUCCAUAAAUUUUGUGAUUUUGGCUGUGUACGUUGAUGACAUAAUUCCUAUCUCAAACGACAUUAACAUGUUAAACGCAGAGAAGGACUUGUUAUGUAAGCAUUUUGAAAUGACGGAUCAAGGAGAAAUUCAUUUUAUACUCGGAAUGACAAUUAAGCGUGAUAGAGAAACCAAAACGCUAUUCAUCAGUCAACAGAAGUAUCUAGAGAGCGUGUUGGACAGAUUUGGUAUGGCUAAUUGCAAACCGAUCUCUACUCCUCUUGAAACAACUUACCAUAAGCGAACGGAAGAAGAAGGAUUUGAUAAGAAUUUUUAUAAUAUAGCAUUUGUAAAUUCUGAACGCUGAGAGCCGUGUUGAUAUAACUCCAUGUCAACACGGGAAAUUUUCCGCCGCUUGUAAACACGGAAAUUUUUCUUAUUCUUCGAGCUUUUGACAUUGCUAUAUUAUAAAACAAAUAUAAAACAUUUUUUCCGUAUUGAUAUACAGUUAUAUCAACACUCGUGGAAGUUGGGAAAACUCAAAAUUGUAUGAAAACACUCCGCCCUUCGGGCGUCGUGUUUCCACACAAUUUCUCGUUUUCCCAAUUUCCACUCGUGUUGAUAUAACUGUAUAUCAACACGGAAAAUGUUUUAUAUUUGUUAAAUAUCAACAGGCUAUAGGAUGUUUGACAUACAUCUCGACAGCGACAAGACCAGACAUUUCUGCUGCAGUUAGUAUAUUGUCUUCAUACAUGUCAAAUCCCAGCAAGGAACAUUGGAAUGGAGUCAAAAGACUUAUAAGAUACAUAAAAGGAACUUUAAAUUUUGGAUUGAAAUUUACAACGAGUGAAAAUGAUGAUGAGAAUGGAGACGAGUUGUAUGGUUAUUCUGACGCCAACUGGGCAGGAGACGUUGAUUCUAGACGUUCAACCUCAGGUUAUGUGUUUAAAGUCGCAAAUAGUACCGUAAGCUGGUGUAGCAAGAAACAAGCGAGUGUGACGAAAUCAACUACCGAAGCGGAAUACGUAGCAUUAAGCCAAGCAACGCAAGAAGUAAUUUGGAUUAGGUGA
Messenger RNA from Paramuricea clavata, 3130 nucleotides. The record is from the annotation of a GenBank genome assembly. Lineage: Eukaryota; Metazoa; Cnidaria; Anthozoa; Malacalcyonacea; Plexauridae.